AGCCCAGUUCAGUCCUCUGUAUAAACUUCAAGAUUCUGGCAGGCAGGUGUGGAGAUCUGUUCAUCUUGCGGCCACCCAAGACAAGCUUGGUCUGUGGAACCAGAAUAGCAUCUGUAGCAGCUGAAGUCAUCCUAGGCUCUUGGCCCUGUGUCCUGGCAGCAAUUUGAUAUGAAGAUGGCAGCCAGGGUGCUGUGGGGCAGCCUCAGCCUGCUCCGCCUGGUGUGGUGUCUCCUUCCACAGACAGGCUAUGUGCACCCAGAUGAGUUCUUCCAGUCUCCUGAGGUCAUGGCAGAGGACGUCCUGGGCAUAAAGGCCGCGCGGCCCUGGGAGUUUCACCCCAGCAGCCCCUGCCGUACAGUGGUCUUCCCACUGCUGACCUCUGGCUCUGCCUUCUGGCUGCUCAGGCUCUGGGAAGAGUGGGGGCCGUGGCCUGGCCUGGUGAGUGGCUAUGCGCUGCUGGUCGGGCCCCGCCUCCUCCUCGCUUCCCUCUCCUUUGCCCUGGACUUGGCCGUGUACCACCUAGCCCCACGCUGGGGGGCGGAGCGCUGGAACGCCCUGGUCCUGCUGUCUGGCUCCUACGUCACCUUGGUCUUCUACACAAGGACCUUCUCCAAUGCCAUUGAGGGGCUGCUCUUUGCGUGGCUGCUGGUACUGGUAUCCCCCCGUGUGGCUGGGAGCUGCACGCCCAAGAAGCCUGCCCCAGGCCCGCUGUGGCACAGUUGGCUUCUUGGGGGUGUCAUGGCUGCUGGCUUCUUCAACCGGCCCACCUUUCUGGCCUUUGCUCUGGUCCCCCUCUUCCUCUGGGGUACUUAUGGAGCCACAAACCCCAGCCUCAAGUCGCUGACCAAGGAAGCCCUGGUGCUGCUCCCAGGGGCGACCCUCACAGCAGUGGGGUUUGUGGCUGUGGACAGCUGCUACUUCUCCAGUCCAUCUAGACCCCGUACCCUUGUCCUCACACCUGCCAACUUCUUGUACUACAACCUGGAUCCCGUAAACCUGGCAAGGCAUGGCACACACAUGCGGCUCACUCACCUGGCAGUCAAUGGCUUCCUGCUCUUUGGGGUGCUGCAUGCCCACGCCCUGCAGGCUGCGUGGCAACAGCUGCGAGCCUGCCUCCAGGCCUUCACACAGAUGGGCUUCCCAAGGGCACUGGCUGCCCGGAGCCUGCAGUCCAGCCCCAGGUCUCACCUCCUGCUCCUCUACUUCAUGCCCCUGGCCCUGCUGUCUGCCUUUAGCCACCAGGAGGCUCGGUUCCUAAUCCCCCUCCUGGUCCCCCUCGUCCUGCUUUGUAGUCUACAGACCCAACUGGCACCCCGCAAGGGCACCCUGGUCCUUUGCAAUGCCCUGGGUGCCCUCUUCUUCGGCUGCCUGCACCAGGGGGGCCUCAUGCCUGGCCUGGGGCACCUGGAGCAGGUGGUUCGCGCUCCUGCGCUCCUGCGUGUACCCACCCACUACACACUCCUCUUCACCCACACCUACAUGCCCCCGCGGCACCUCCUGCACCUCCCGGGCCUGGGCUCACCCGUGGAGGUGGUGGACAUGGGCGGGGCUGAGGACCAGCUCCUGUGCCAAGCCCUCAGCAACCUCACCAGACAACCAGCCUGCCACGUGGCUGGUGGGCCGUGGCUCUGCCGCCUUUUUGUGGUGACCCCUGGCACCACCAGGUCUGCCAUGAAGAAGUGCAGCUUCCCCCUCAAGAGUGAGACACUCAUCUUUCCCCACUUGACUCUGGAGGACCCACCGGCCCUGUCCUCCCUGCUGAGUGGGGCUUGGAGGUACCAUCUCAGCCUUCACAUCCUGGAGCUGGGGGAGAAACCUGACAAUAUGACAGAAAAGCCCCUGCCCAAGACUCAGCCAUAGGUGAAGGCGCUGCUCCACCUUCUAGGUAGAGAGCUGGGCUGGGACAGAGACCUGACUCUCUUCCUUCCCUUUCCCUUCCAGAAUCCCCACCUCUCCUGUGCACAGCCUUUGACUGCUCCACCUUCUGGGUAAACUGACACCCAUCUUCCCUCAAAAACCAAAGAUCUGACCAGUCCCAGUCCUGAUGCCAAGGUCCCCAAAGAACCUGGUGUAAUCAAUGACGCAAAAUGCCUGUUCCUGCCCUAUUCCUUCCAGCCAC
This is a messenger RNA of Eubalaena glacialis (North Atlantic right whale), 2119 nucleotides long. RefSeq names its product phosphatidylinositol glycan anchor biosynthesis class Z (gene PIGZ). NCBI's taxonomy places the organism in Eukaryota, Metazoa, Chordata, Mammalia, Artiodactyla, Balaenidae. Gene Ontology annotation, molecular function: alpha-1,2-mannosyltransferase activity. Gene Ontology annotation, biological process: GPI anchor biosynthetic process. The transcript has 3 exons. Bases 169 to 1860 code for a protein of 563 amino acids. Gene Ontology annotation, cellular component: endoplasmic reticulum membrane. The record is from RefSeq and is a predicted model, not a curated record.